GCCAUGCCGGCCGGGGAGACUGGGAGCCUCGGGGAUUGGGCGUCCGUGCGUGAUGACGCACGUGCGCGCGGAGACGUGGGGAGGACGCAGGCGGGCCGUAGAGAGCGUUCAGCUGUCUGUAAACCUCCCUGGAUUCCUAAAACCUGACCACAUUUUCCUGUCACUCCGUUGAUAGCUAACCAUGCAGCGGAGAUCAAGAGGAGUUAAUACUGGGCUUAUUCUGCUCCUUUCUCAAAUCUUCCAUGUUGGGAUCAACAAUAUUCCACCUGUCACCCUAGGAACUUUGGCUCUCAACGUCUGGCUCUUCUUGAAUCCUCUGAAGCCACUGCUUAGCUCCUGCCUUAGUGUGGAGAAGUGCUACCAGCAAAAAGACUGGCAGCGCUUACUACUCUCCCCCCUCCACCAUGCAGAUGACUGGCAUUUGUAUUUCAAUAUGGUAUCCAUGCUAUGGAAAGGAAUAAAUCUGGAAAGAAGACUAGGAAGUAGAUGGUUUGCCUACAUCAUCGCCACAUUCUCUCUACUCACUGGAGUGGUGUACCUGGUCUUGGAAUUUGCUCUUGCAGAAUUUAUGGAUGAACCUGGCUUCAGAAAGAACUGUGCUGUAGGUUUCUCAGGAGUUUUGUUUGCCUUGAAAGUUCUUAACAACCAUUAUUGCCCUGGAGGCUUUGUCAACGUUUUGGGCUUUCCUGUACCCAACAGAUUUGCUUGUUGGGCAGAACUUGUGGCUAUUCAUUUCAUCUCGCCAGGGGCUUCCUUCGCGGGGCAUCUGGCUGGGAUUCUCGUUGGACUAAUGUAUACUCACGGGCCUCUGAAGAAAAUCAUGGAAACAUGUGCAGGCAUUUUUUCCUCCAAUAUUGGUUACCCAGAACAGCGAUACUACUUCAGUAAUUCAGGCUACUCUGGAUAUCAGGAUUCGUAUCCAUAUGGCAGGCCAGGUCACUAUGAAGAAGUACCCAGGAACUAUGAUGCAUACACAGCAGGACUGAGUGAAGAGGAGCAGCUAGAGAGAGCAUUAAGAGCCAGCCUUUUGGACCGAGGAAAUAGCAGAAGUAGCCCCCCGCCCUAUGGGUUCCGGCUCUCACCAGAAGAAGAAAUGAGGAGACAACGGCUUCACAGAUUUGACUGCCAGUGAGGUGGCACAGCAUCUCGGGCAAAUGUGAUCCAGUUGUGUAAUUAUUGCCAUUUGGCUCAUCCCCCAAGCCCUACUUGGUUUUAAACCAAAGCAGAGUGCACUAUUGUCCCAGAUUGCUCCCAUCUGCCUUGGCCACUGUGAAUCUAGAUUCACAAGCACAUUGACUUGUCUUGAAACCAGACUUGAAUGCAGCUCACAGCUUUCUGGGAGUGGCCCUUCUCCUGGCCUCGUCCUAUCUCACAGACAGGUCAGUUCCUCCAUGUAGGGACCAGUUUCCACCCUCCAUUCUCUCCCUGAUGACUCAGCGGUACCUCUGCCUUGUUUUGUUUUUGAAGACUGUGACCUUCACCAGGAGGUUCGUUUUCACCAGCCCGGAAGAUUAGGCUCUCAUUCUGCCCGGCAUGCCCAGUAUUUGACGUGGCAAGAAAUGAGGCCCCAUCCCUCGUCGUCCUGGCCCAUUGCCAUGGUGACUUUCCAGGAACACGAUGUGGCUACCAUGGCAAUAUGCUCUUCUGGUCUCCCUUGGGCCCCUGCGUCAGGGUGGUGUUGACAGUGUACUAGCUUUGCUCCUAUAUUGCUCUGCCUUUAAAGAACGUUCUACUGGAAAAGCUUGAGUAAGACCUCAAGUGGGACACCCACUUGAGUCCAUUAGGUAGUGGGUGGCACCAACAAUUUGGGCUCACACAGCCUCUCCAGUGACCAUAUAUGUUCCUGGAGAUGUGACUCGUGUUAAUCAGCAAAGCAGCAGCAGGUGCCAUGUACAGAGUAGAGCAAAGGCCUUCAGGAGGUUGGUCACUGAGAAAUCCCUCUUGAGGAAGUAUUUUUUCCCUCAUAAAAGUGCCUUUUAAAUGGCCACUGUAACAGCCACUUGUCCUGCCCAAGUGUCCGAGACACUCUCCUGGCUCCUGCAAUGUUAUAACCCACAGACUAUCCAAGUCACUUAAGGAGCUUCCUGGUGCUUAUGUUUCAUGAAUCAAAGGCCAAAGUCAAAUAUCACUGAUGUCUUAUUGUGACUGAGAUAUUUAUUUUUAAAGAGAAUUGCAAGCAGAAAACAGUCUUCCUAUUUUGAUUCAUCUAGCAUUUAUAUACAGUUUUCUGAUUAUGAAAGUAAUAUAUAUGCCCUAUAUACACAAAAAGCAAACAGCUGGAAGGAAAUAUAUCCAUAUCUUAGCAGAGGUUAUUUAGGGGAUAGAGUACAUAGGAUUUUGCUGUCUGUCUUUUUACAAUUUUAUAUUGUAAUCUUUUUAAAAUGUGUGUAUGUGUAUGUACAUGUAAUCUUUCUGCAAUCAGAAAAACUGAUUUAUAUAAUAAUAAAUCAAGAAAUAUAUAAUCAGAAAAAUGGACUUAAUAAGAACUGUGUCUCCAUUGAGGAAAUUUACAAUAUAAACAAAAAUACAAAUAAAUAAAUGUAGAAUUUUAAAAUCACCUAUAUUCCCACCACUUACAGGUGCCAGGGUUGACAUUUUGGGGAUAUUGCCUUCUCAGUUCUUUUAUACAUUUGAAAAAUUUGGAGCAUACCAACUGUGCAGUUUAGUAUCCGGUUUUUAAUCUGAGCUGACCUGGGAGAGGCAUUGACACUUGCAUAUAAAUGAGCUAAGAAGCCACUGAGUCCUGGGAGUACUUUGACCUGCCUGCUGCCCGCAUGAUACCUGAGCUCCUUUGGUUAAUUUAUAAUUGAUGUAAAGCCACAGCUUGUUUCUAAUAAGAAUUGUAUCUGUAAGUCUGGUAACUUCAAACGUGUUUAAAUUCGUACGUUCAAGCUAAAUGUCAUUCCUCUCUCUCCCAAACUCCAGAAAACCCCCAUUCUCCUCAUUAGAAAUAACCUCAUUCUUACACGCCAUCUUCUCAUAGCACAUUGAAAAGGUAAUUCUGUUGUAACGCUUAUAUCUUGCCCUUAUUAUUAUUUGUGCACAACUAGACAUGCCUUCUACACUGGAGUGUGGCUUAUGAAUGGCUCCAGGACGAGGCUUGUGUCUUAUCUUUCUACACUUUCCCACUCUCCCCCUCCACCACACAAAGGCUGUCCCUGGGAGGGGCUCAUUAAAUGUUUCUCCAACCAGAGUGUUUUUUCAAUUGCAUUAAAAGUCCCACCACUGUAUAUGGAAGUUUGGUUUUUUUCCUUUAUUGCUGUUGAGUCCAGUAACAGUACCUCCGUGCUCUAUUUGAUGUGUCAGAUACGAAGAUGCCAGAAUUGGAUUUCGGAUGGUAUAACUAUAAUAUUCAUGCCUUCUUUAUUUAUGGAGUGGAACAUCACUAAACUUUUAGACAUGUGGAAAAGGCCAUUUUAGUUAUAAAUAUAAACCACUUAGCAAGACAGUAAAGAUGUUCUAGAAAUUAUUAUAAUUACUUUGUUCAGGUAAUAGGCUUAUUAUUUUCAAUGUCCAUCUUAUUUUUUUCUCAGAAUAAGGAAUCUCCAAAGUUAUAACAACAAACUGGAAUUGGGUUGAGAAAGAUAAACAAAAUCAAGUGUAUUAGACUAAUUAUCUCUAAUAGGGAAUAAGCAUUUAGAGCUGGUUUUUAAAUUUGGUUUCUUUACUGAAUAGUAAUUUCCUGAUUGUCUGUUAAGCAUCCAGUUCCCACAGUUUGGUUGUGGUCAGUAAACUUAUGAGACCUCUCAAUUCAGAAUCUCUCCUGGGUUCUCAAGAUGAGGGAGUGGUUAAAAUUGCUUCCUCUUAAUGAUCUUGAGUGUAUUGCCUGUUAUCCCAAAGUUGUAUGUAAUUGUUCAAGCCUCCUCCAUCCUUUUGAGUUGUCUGCUGCUGAGGCUCAAGCAGUAAAUAGCUGGUUUUAGUAGGAUCGGGGCUAGUCUACAUAUCUGGCCCGUGUUCUGCCACCUGGGGAGUGAGUAAGCUAGAGGGGUGAGAUCCACUACCCAAAACGGACUGCAAGAGAGGGUGAGGCAGGCCUGGCCUCCUUGUUCCCAGUCUUAGUUUCUCUAGAGAGAUUCAGUAUUCAGUAAAGAAUUGUAGUUAAUUAGUCAUUUUUAAAAAACAAACAUAUCAUUUUUCCCUUUCCCUUCCCAUGGAUUAUUGCAGUCAUUUCCUAAUUAUUAUUAUUAUUUUUGCCCUUAGUCUUUCAUUGUAGAAUUGCAGACUCUCUGCUUAAAAGCACCUUGAAAUCUCUCAAGUCAUUGCUUUGCUCAAUACUUAAAGCACCUCUUCACUCAGUUGUACAGAGCUCUGCCAGUUGAUCUUGCAGAAUCUGCUCUUGAUGCCUCUCAUCGUCUCAGUACCUUUUGUCGUCUCUCUGUUGCCAAAGGAUAAAGGUCAGGCUCAUUAGCCUCAACCAUGGGGCUCCAGCCAGCCUUUCGACCUCAUCCCCUCGUAUCUAUAACCGAGUCUGCGCUUGUGCUGACUGGUCUCCCCGCCCAAGCCAUGAGCUUUCCUGAUCCUGUGACUAAAUUGUGAUGUGCUUUUACAUGGGACAGUCUUUUCCUCUUAGCCCAUCCAGACCUCCCUGUCCUGCCCCCAGACACCGCAGCCGAGAAGGAUCCCACCCCCAUCAGAUCCACUGCUCUUGUUAGGUGUUCCUCACAGUUUCCACAGGUCACUUGAAUGCUGGUUAUCCUGCAAUGAGAGGAUGUCUUUCUCUUUAGAUUGUAAGUUUCAUGAGAGCAGGGACCAUGACUCUGUUUCUGUGUGUCUCCUCACAGUCCCUUGAAAAAUGCUUUGCCUAGAAUGUCAGAACUAAUAAAUGCAUGUGGAUUGAAACAGAAGCUCAUUUAUACC
Molecule: messenger RNA, 4857 nt
Organism: Diceros bicornis minor
Lineage: Eukaryota; Metazoa; Chordata; Mammalia; Perissodactyla; Rhinocerotidae
Gene: RHBDD1
Product: rhomboid domain containing 1
Exons: 7
Coding region: 182-1132 (316 amino acids)
Cellular component (GO): membrane
Molecular function (GO): serine-type endopeptidase activity
Source: RefSeq, a predicted model, not a curated record